Molecule: messenger RNA, 576 nt
Organism: Mucor velutinosus
Lineage: Eukaryota; Fungi; Mucoromycota; Mucoromycetes; Mucorales; Mucoraceae
Product: Homeobox protein tos8
Exons: 1
Coding region: 1-576 (191 amino acids)
Source: RefSeq, a predicted model, not a curated record
AUGUACUAUCAGCAUCUCAAGGAAAUUGAAAAGAGCUGCAACAGAUACAUAGACAGUUUGAACCAUAUAGCGCAAAUCAUGCCCACCUCAUGCUCAACUGAUAUCAUUACAGCAUACGAUAGAGUCAUCAGCAGCUGGCAAUUGCUUGUCAGCAUCAAUGACGAAUGCAGACUGAACAUUUCCGCGUUGCCAGAUGUGGCUAACGAAGAACGUCGCAUGGAAGGAGCUUUGAAAAGCUCUCAGCAGGCCUUUGGAGCGCAAUUGAAGACGUAUAUUUGGUUUACACUCUGUCUAUGCAUCACCGUACUCACUGGAAUUGGCUCGAAUGUUACGAGGCUCUUGGUGAUCGCCGUUGGAUCUGUGUAUUUCAUAAUAAGAAGCGUCUUGUUUGUGUGUGCCACGACAAGGAUUCUGACAAAAGAAACAGAGGAUUUGAUAUUAUGGAUGCAAUUCAAGCAAGAGAUCGACAACAUUCAUCACGAUUUGAUUGGGUUUACAGAGCUUGUACAUGACACUAUAGAAUGUGUCAAGUCCAUGUGGGUAGAAAAAAGGCAACAAUGGUUGGAAGUCAUGUAA